AUGUACGUUGUGUUGCCUGCACACUCCGGGACAAGACAGUUGCAGCGGGGUCUGCGGCCUGCCCUGCACCCAAUAAGUGACGGUGUUGGCGUUCGAGCGACUCGCCAGCGAGCCUCAAGGCGACACCGGACACCACUGGUCGCGGUUCAGUGGGAAUGGUUCGGCUGGGAUUUGGAUGGGCGUUUUGAGCCAGAUCUCACCGACAUCACACCUAAACCGGAAAAAGUGCUCCCGAAUACGGGAACGACGUAUGCUGAUUCGCUCGUUUUCCCGACAGACUCGAAACGCUGGCCUGAUUCUCUACCGGGCACCGCGUUGCUCUGGUUCCGAAACGAUCUCCGUUUGCACGAUAACGAAGCGCUACGUCUUGCGAACCGCGCAGAGAGCCUGCUCUGUGUUUACGUGUUUGAUGAGCGCUACUUCUUCGGAAAGUCCCGAUUUGGAGGCUUCCUCCGCAUUGGUGAGCAUCGCGCAUACUUCCUGCGGGAGUGCAUCGUAGACCUGCGACAGGCACUCCGGAGUCGUGGUCAAGAGCUAAUCGUUGAGAUCGGCUCACCGGUGGAUGUCAUCCCCCGCUUAGUGCAAAAAUUCGGGGUGCAGCAUCUCAUUUUCAGCAAGGAGGUCACCGAGGAGGAGAUCGCCACUGAAAAUGCCCUCGUUAGGACGCUUGCACAAGUUGCCGCCCAGGGCCAGAUCUCCGCGCCCGUCCAGUGCCAUGCAGUAUGGAACGCAACACUCGUGCAUAUUGAAGACCUACCGUACCCGUUCCCAGGCAAAGCAAAAGACAUCAGCAGGCGUGCCGAGUCACCAGUUCCGAAAACUCGUGGUACACCAGCAGUGGAUCGCGUUUUCCCGGAUACAUUCACGACGUUCCGUCGACUCGUAGAGCGAAGCUGGACCGUUCGCGAGACCUGGCAGUGUCCAGAGGUGCUUACACUGUUACCAGACGAUGCCAGCAACUUCAAUACCAUAGACUGGUCUGGCGCCCUGCCCAUAGAGUAUCCCGCUGAGGCGACGCGUAUCGGCGCUGAGCCGCCCAAGCUGCUGCUCAUGCGACCCUAUCCAGACCCGCGAGCCUGCUACGAUUUUCACGGAGGCGAGACGGUUGCGCUUUCCCGCCUCGAGGAUUGGAUAUGGGAGACGCAAUCGCUCGCCAGCUAUAAGGAAACGCGGAACGGCUUGGAGGGACCCGACUACUCCUCCAAGUUCAGUUGCUUCCUUGCCCAUGGCUGUAUAUCGCCGCGGUUGAUCUACAAUGCAGUGCGGGACUUUGAGCGCCGCGUGGAAUCCAAUGAAUCCACGUAUUGGCUGCUGUUCGAACUGCUCUGGCGAGACUUUUUCCGCUUUACUGCAGUGCAUCAUGGAAACGCAAUUUUUAAGCGGCGGGGUCUGCGAGGCGUCCGCGGUGCCUCUAAAACUUCACAAAGCGGAGCGCGUUCCGCUGUUGUACGACAGCGCGAGGACGUCUCGCCAGAUGCACGCUUGACGGCCUGGUGCCAGGGGCGUACGGGGGUUCCCUUCAUUGAUGCCGCUAUGCGAGAACUGCGGCUCACGGGCUUUAUGUCCAAUCGAGCGCGUCAGGUCGUCGCGUCAUUCCUGAUCAACGACCUGGGAUUGGACUGGCGACUUGGCGCCGAAUGGUUCGAAUCACAGCUCCUCGACUAUGACCCAUGUAGCAACUGGGGGAACUGGUGUUAUCUUGCGGGAGUCGGAAACGAUCCGCGCAGCGGUUCUCGCUAUUUCCAUCCGCUGAAGCAGGCGUAUGAGUUCGAUCCUCGGGCAACGUUCACAAAGCGCUGGUGCCCCGAGCUCUUCUGGGUGGAUAACGCUCUGAUCCAAACGCCAUGGAAAUGGAAUCGCAAAAUGCAAGAGGCGUUUCGAGUGACCCUGGGCGACCAGUACCCGGAGCCAAUUGUAACUUUGCGGGAGCCGGGGCGCGCCCGAACACCACCGAAGGUAUCGCCAUCGACGCCCGUGGACACUGACGCGGCGGUGCAUCACGAGUCGUGA
Molecule: messenger RNA, 2010 nt
Organism: Cyanidioschyzon merolae strain 10D
Lineage: Eukaryota; Rhodophyta; Bangiophyceae; Cyanidiales; Cyanidiaceae
Product: probable cryptochrome DASH
Exons: 1
Coding region: 1-2010 (669 amino acids)
Biological process (GO): photoreactive repair
Molecular function (GO): DNA photolyase activity; DNA binding; FAD binding
Source: RefSeq, a predicted model, not a curated record